AUGACGGGCGCUCCGCCAUACAACGCCCAGUCCCCGACUCAGCAGCACCGGUUCGCUGCCUACGAGUCCCCGACCAAGAACCGCCCUUUCUUUCCCAACAAUGAUCAGCCCCAGGGACAACCGCAGCAGCAACAACAGCAAUUCUCCCAACACCCUCCCCAAACACCCCCGGCUUUCGGUCCAUCCUCCGUUUCGCGGAGCCCGCGCUUUUCGCACGCGUCUUCGCCGUUGCCAUCCACCCUGCCACCGCCCUUGAAUGGGACCGCACCGCCUCCACAUUCAUCUCAUACGGAGGGUUCAUCCCAGUAUCCCGGUCCUUCGGGAAGUGCGAAUCCAGGGCUGCCGCUUCCGCGUCCCUUCUCAAGCUCUGUGAUGUCGGGUAACGGUACUUCACCUUACGGCCCUUCAACGCCGCAUGGGCAUCCUCCGAGCCGGCCAGAUAGCCAUUCGCAGUCUCCCACUCGCGAAUCGGAAUCUCCAUACCGGGUGAGAGGCAAUGGCGUCGGAUACGGUCCUUCAGCGCCAAAGGCAGCAUCGCCGCCCCGGGAAUCGAAGCCCACCCGCGCAGCCGAUCCCAUGUCCUUCGCGAGCAUCCUCUCCGGACCCACGGAAGAACAGCCUGCCAGGAAAUCGACUCCUCCGCCCGCCGCUGCCACGCCUACCCCCCAGAUCCAAACAAAGUCUGAGAGCCGUCCAACCGAGACCGGCCCAGUUCCGGGCACCUUCUACCAUAAAUCGGACAAAGCACUGAGCACGGAAAAGCCUCAGGCGCAGCCGCCAAAGGGAAUCUUUACUCCCAAUGGAGUGUCCAAGCCAGCUCCAGAGUCGGUGGGCCUUGUGGCACGCGCGCCACAAAGGAAACCCUUCCCGCCUGGUGUCGAUGCGGAGCAAGUGAACCGUGCCAUGCUCGACAUUGACAACGGCGAGAAGAGUGACGUUGAGGGACCUGACUUUGAGGAAGAUCUCCAAGUCUACAUUGAAAAGGGUAGGAAGCGAUUGAUGGAAAGCUAUCGGGCGGAGCAAAUCUCUCGCAAGCGUCGUCGCAAUUACACUCUAAACGAACUGGCUCGAUCAUUUGAGAAGCACGCUAUUCUAGGUACAGAACGGUUCCGGGUCAGUAACGAAAGUUCCGUCAUCGCCGAAGUCCAGCAGAAAGAGAUCCAAGAUGAGAAGGAGCGAAAGAAGGACAUGCAACGGAAACGUCGCCGCGAGAACACUGUGCGCUUGGAGAUGCAGAAGAAGCUGGAGGCUGAACGCAAGGCCGACAAGGCCCAGGAUUCCGCGGAGAAGGCCAAGUUCCUGCGCGAGGCUGAACGCGCUCAGAAGAAGAUUCGGUCCACUAAGCGUGCUCUCGAGGGCGGGAGUGCCCAAGACGAGCUUGGCGAGGUCACUCCGCUGGCUCCUAACCUCGAGGGUGGCACCACAAGCUCAUUCCACAUCGGUCGCGGUUCACCCUCGCGUCGCCGCUCUGGACGUGCUGGUCCCAUCACUCGACCCAAGAAGUCCAAGGAGCAGAAGCAGGCCGAAAAGGAUGCUGCCGAGAACGCCUACUUGGCUGGCCUCGAUGACGAAUCCAUCUACCUCACUCCCCGUGAUACGAAGAAAGACGGCAGAUCCAAGGAGGGUACUCCCAUCCUUCAUCUGCACUACGACAGUAAGGGUUACAAUCAGAUUUACGAGCAAAUUUGGCGUGACAUUGCCCGCAAGGACAUUCCCAAGGUCUACCGCAUCAAGACCACGUCUCUUUCUACCCGUCAAGAAAACUUGCGCAAGACAGCCCAGUUGGCGAGCAAGCAGUCGCGGAAAUGGCAAGAACGGACGAACAAGAGCACCAAGGAUACCCAGGCUCGUGCCAAGCGUACCAUGCGUGAAAUGAUGUCCUUCUGGAAGCGCAACGAGCGCGAGGAGCGUGACUUGCGCCGCUUGGCAGAGAAGCAGGAGCUGGAGUCGGCUAAGAAGGCCGAAGCUGAACGUGAAGCCAACCGACAGAAGCGCAAACUGAACUUCCUGAUCUCCCAGACUGAGCUGUACUCUCACUUUAUUGGUCGUAAGAUUAAGACUGCUGAGGCGGAAGCAACUGGUGACGGAACCGUUGCUGGCAGCAACGAGACUAUCCAGCCUGGCAAGGCGCAACACACCGUCAACCUUCCUGACAGUGUCGCCAAUGCCAAUGCCAAGGUCACCAACUUUGAGGAUCUUGACUUUGAUGCCGAAGACGAGAGUGUUUUACAGCAAGCCGCCAUGGCCAAUGCUCAGAACGCUGUGCAGCAAGCUCAGGACCGUGCCCGUGCCUUCAACCAGCAAGGUGGGGAGGAUCAGAUGGCAGCCUUUGAUGAAGGCGAAAUGAACUUCCAAAACCCAACCAGUUUGGGUGACAUUGAGAUUUCUCAGCCCACUAUGUUGACCGCCAAAUUGAAGGAGUAUCAGCUGAAGGGUUUGAACUGGCUGGUCAACCUGUACGAACAGGGUAUCAACGGUAUUCUUGCAGACGAGAUGGGUCUCGGUAAGACCAUCCAGUCGAUUUCCGUCAUGGCCUAUCUGGCCGAGUUCCACAACAUUUGGGGUCCUUUCCUCGUUAUUGCUCCCGCUUCGACGCUGCACAAUUGGCAACAAGAAAUUGCCAAGUUCGUCCCCAACAUCAAAGUCUUGCCAUACUGGGGUAAUGCCAAGGAUCGUAAGAUUCUUCGGAAGUUCUGGGAUCGCAAGCACAUCACCUAUACUCGCGACUCUGAGUUCCAUGUCCUGGUCACCUCUUACCAGCUGGUCGUUCUGGAUGCUCAGUACUUCCAGAAAGUCAAGUGGCAGUACAUGAUUCUGGACGAGGCCCAAGCCAUCAAGUCCUCUCAAAGUUCGCGUUGGAAGAAUCUCUUGGGCUUCUCCUGCCGUAACCGUCUCUUGCUUACUGGUACGCCCAUUCAAAACAACAUGCAAGAGCUAUGGGCCUUGCUGCAUUUCAUUAUGCCUACCUUGUUCGAUUCCCAUGACGAGUUCAGCGAAUGGUUCUCGAAAGAUAUCGAGUCUCAUGCUCAAAGUAACACGAAACUGAAUGAAGAUCAGCUCAAGCGUCUGCAUAUGAUUUUGAAGCCGUUCAUGCUUCGUCGUGUCAAGAAGCAUGUGCAGCAAGAACUGGGUGACAAGGUUGAGAAGGACAUCUUCUGUGACCUCACCUACCGCCAGCGUGCCUUGUAUGCCAACCUGCGGAACCGUGUCAGCAUCAUCGACCUCAUUGAGAAGGCAGCCGUUGGUGACGACACUGAUAGCACCACCUUGAUGAACCUGGUCAUGCAGUUCCGUAAGGUCUGCAACCAUCCCGAUCUGUUUGAGCGCGCCGAGACCCGCUCACCCUUCUCCGUGGGAGCCUUUGCGGAGUGUGCUUCUUUUGUUCGUGAAGGAUACUUUGUCGACGUCCGGUAUUCCACCAGGAGCCGGAUCGAGUACCAGGUGCCUCGACUGCUGUGCAGCUCCGAGGCCCGUUUGGAUGUGCCUGGACCCGGCAAUAAUCGUGCUGGGUUCCAAGGGAAAUACUUGUCAAACUUGAUGAACAUUUGGAAUACUGAGAACAUUCAUGAGAGCUCUCGUGAGAAUGAGGCGUUCUCAUUCCUGCGAUUUGUCGAUACAUCUGCGGGAGAAGCUAAUGAAUGCUCCCGCCUUGGUGUUUUCGAGCGCGCGACUCGGCGUGGCGAUAGGGCAAACCGACUUUCCCGCCUGAACGUUGUCUACGAUGACAAGGAGAACGAGUCUGCUGACAAGUCGGUGUGGGCCCAGUCUAUGCUCAACAUCGUAGAGCGCAACAACCGCGAAGCACUCAACGAGAUCACUCCCGAGGGCCGGAUGCGUAAUUUGAUGAAUGUCUCACGUUCGGCCUUCGAAGACCAGGGUCUCAACCUGAUUGAACCAUGCGCAUCUCCUGCUGCCCAAGCGCCUCCGAUCACGCUCUCCUGCUCGGGUCAAGAGGCCACUCGCGAGACCCAACGAACCCUUUUCAACCCAGCUGUCCGGUCCGCAUUGUACGGCAACCGUACACGACAAGUUGAGGAACAGAUCUUGUCACACAAGUUGGAUCCCGCUCCUUAUUCGAAGGCGCCAAUGCUCCCCGGGCCAAUGUCACUCAAGUCUCGGUACAAUCACAUCGAAGUUCCGUCCAUGCGUCGCUUCGUUACGGAUUCGGGCAAGCUUGCCAAGCUCGACGAGCUUCUACGGGAACUCAAGGCUGGUGGCCAUCGUGUCCUGCUGUAUUUCCAAAUGACACGUAUGAUCGAUUUGAUGGAGGAGUACUUGACCUACAGAAACUACAAGUACUGCCGAUUGGAUGGAAGUACAAAGUUGGAAGAUCGUCGCGAUACCGUCGCCGACUUCCAGUCCAACACCGACAUCUUUGUAUUCUUGCUGUCUACACGUGCUGGUGGUCUUGGUAUCAACUUGACUGCUGCCGAUACCGUCAUCUUCUACGAUUCCGAUUGGAACCCGACUAUUGAUUCUCAGGCCAUGGAUCGAGCCCAUCGUCUCGGUCAGACCCGCCAGGUUACCGUCUACCGUCUCAUCACUCGCGGUACGAUCGAAGAGCGGAUUCGCAAGCGUGCCUUGCAGAAGGAAGAGGUGCAGCGUGUCGUCAUUUCCGGCGGUGCUGCUGGUGGUGUCGACUUCAACACUCGUGCCCGCGAGAACCGCACCAAGGAUAUUGCCAUGUGGCUUGCCGACGAUGAUGAGGCAGAGCUCAUUGAGCAGAAGGAGAAGGAGGCGCUGGAGCGAGGAGAGGCCUUUGGUGCUACCAAGGGUGGAAAGAAGGCUACGCAGAAGCGGAAGCGUGAGCUCACGAUGGAUGAUAUGUACCAUGAAGGCGAGGGUAACUUUGACGAUGCCAGCGCCAAGCCAUCGGGCACUGCGACUCCCAUGUCGGACAACCUGGACACUCCUCCUACCGCUACCUCCGCCACCCCAGCGAAGCGUGGUCGUGGUCGUGGCGGAGGCAAAGCCGGUUCAUCCAAACGCGCAAAGACCGUGAAGGAACGUCUUCGAUUAAUUGACGGCGAUGGCGGACUCGCUUAA
This is a messenger RNA of Penicillium cataractarum, 5046 nucleotides long. RefSeq names its product chromatin-remodeling ATPase INO80 (gene ino80). The record is from RefSeq and is a predicted model, not a curated record. Gene Ontology annotation, cellular component: Ino80 complex; nucleus. The coding region runs from base 1 to 5046 and encodes 1681 amino acids. Lineage: Eukaryota; Fungi; Ascomycota; Eurotiomycetes; Eurotiales; Aspergillaceae. Gene Ontology annotation, molecular function: ATP-dependent chromatin remodeler activity; ATP binding; ATP hydrolysis activity. The transcript has 4 exons. Gene Ontology annotation, biological process: DNA repair; DNA-templated transcription; chromatin remodeling.